Molecule: messenger RNA, 8384 nt
Organism: Silurus meridionalis
Lineage: Eukaryota; Metazoa; Chordata; Actinopteri; Siluriformes; Siluridae
Gene: mafga
Product: v-maf avian musculoaponeurotic fibrosarcoma oncogene homolog Ga
Exons: 3
Coding region: 2213-2692 (159 amino acids)
Biological process (GO): regulation of transcription by RNA polymerase II; regulation of epidermal cell differentiation
Cellular component (GO): nucleus
Molecular function (GO): DNA-binding transcription factor activity, RNA polymerase II-specific; RNA polymerase II cis-regulatory region sequence-specific DNA binding
Source: RefSeq, a predicted model, not a curated record
UUUUACAAAAAAGAAAAUAUUCGAUAUUUUCCUAUUGAAAGAAUGUUUCAAUAUCUCUUUGCUGAAGUUUAAAAAGCUUUUUUGACUAAUGAUCAAAAGAAUUUCACAUUUACAUUUAAGUUUCAAAAGGAACAGAAGAUACAGUAUGUGCACACUCAGCAACAACAAAACCGUACUCAAGCUUUUGUUCACAGAGAACCAUAUAUAAAAACUUAGUGUUUUAAUCUUAAAUCCUUUUUUUUUUUUUUUUUACCAAUUUGUAAUUUUCUAAAUUAUAUCUUUAAACAAUGUAUAGGGUGAAUUCAAAUUUCUUUGUGACAGUGUUUUUCGAAUUUCUCUCUACGUUUUCUUGCUGUGACUAAAAUCCCCGACUCAUGAUACACAUUCUGGUCCAUUUCAAUAUUUUCAAGAAAUUUGGCUUACACUUUUCUCAAAACAUACAGUAUAAACAUUUUAUUGAUGUGUUUGGGACAAAUCUUUUUUUUAUUCAUUUAAUUUCCUUCUCAGGAACAUUUUUAACACUAUAAGUUGCAUGUUUCUUCACUGCAUCAAUAAAUCAAAACCCAACAACAAAACAGCGAUGGCUUUACAUCUGCAUCUUUAUACUUCAAUACCAUGCAAUUUCAUCUGGACCAUACAAGACCCACAGCAUACAAUCAAGCUCUGUAAAUGUUCUUUAGAGGAAACACUAGACUGGAGUGUAAUCUAGCAUGGAAUGGCCUGCCCAAUUACCAAGUCACUAAAUCCUAUUGUUCUGCUCUGGGUUGAACUGGAUUGCAAGGUCAGAAAAAAAAUAUCCAACUAAUGAAUAACACAUUUGACAAGUUUGACAAGAGGCCUAGCAAAGUAUUAAAGCUGAACGUUCAGAGAAACCAAUUAAACAUUUAUUUGUUUGGUCAAAGUAAAUAAUCAUUCCAUUGUAUUACAAAAGGAUGUUUAUGUGCAUUUUAAUUAUGUGAAAAAUUUGUCAAUUAGUAACAAUUUAUGCAUAAAAUAAUCCUCACAUUUUUCUUACAUAUGAAAAUAUAAAAGUUGAUGCGUAUUUGCUCGAAUUAAAUAAGGACCCAAUGUAAACAUUUUAGGCAUCUUGAUAUCCCAACAUAGAAUUAAACUGAUCCUGAGGAAUAUUAUAGACUCUACACAUGUACAUCAUGCAGUGAUCCAGUUGUCAUUUGCCUGAUUGGAUAAUUGGAUAAAAUGUAAAGGUGCACGUGCGUUCCUAUUAAAGCAUGCCAUCAACAGAGCAGUUGUGGCUUCACAUCCAAGAUCCUGUCCUUUACACGCAUUUACUCCUAGCCUAACGGAAAUGAGGCUCGCGGACACGCUGUACGGCUUCCGUGCGCUUCCGCUUCUUUUCGAAUCAACCGCGCGCGUGCAGUCUUUCAUGAAUGAACUGACGUGACUGAAAAUCAUAUGACGUCUGGCGUCGAAACAAGUCAACAAGAGGGCUAGCGGUGCGGUGCGGUGCGGUGCGGUGGGUGGAAUGGGGGGGACAAAAGCGAGCUGCUGCACGAGAACAUCAUCCUCAUCAUCAACAACAAAGGAAGACAGCGACACAUUAUAUGCACGCGCUUGGCUUCCGGAGCGGACCCGGUGUCUCCCGUUUCUCUAGGAUACUGGAGCAUCUUGUCUCAUGUGGGUGAGUCGAAUUAAGGCACAGGACCCUUUGAAGAAGAAGAAAAAGAAGGGAAUACAAAGAAGACGAAAACAGCGCGUUGUUUAAUGGGUCUGCACGCGCGCCGCCGGUCCUAAUUCACAAGCGCGUGUGCGCGUGCUCCACCUGCCUGGGUAAAUGCAUGCGCGAGGUUGACGGAGCGACAGGAUAUUGACGGGAGCCGGGGAGCAGUUGUGUGAGGUUGUGGGGGAUUCCCUUUAUCCGUCCGUUCAGCGUGAGAGGAGGGAGGAGGGAGGACGGUGGAGUGGAGUGAAGUGGAGGGAGGCGGCGAAGUGCAUCUGGUCUGGAAUCGCAAUCACGAGCGUGUGUAGUGACAGCUAGGGGGCUCGUGGUCGAGAAAAAAGAAGGAGAAGGAGAAAAAAAAGAGAAAGAGAGAGAAAAUGUGUAACCCGAUCGGCGCGUUAGUUUGCUAGCUCAUGCACGCGCGCAGCACACGAGCGCUGCUGUUUCAUCAAAAUCCAGUCGACGCUCCUGUGGUUUUCCGAGAGCGCCAUCAGCAGACAGUCUUCCAGGAUAGUCAAGUGUGGCUCUCGUGGCAUGACUACUACAAGUAAGGGAAACAAAGCCCUGAAGGUGAAGCGGGAGCCAGGUGAGAAUGGCACGAGCCUUACGGACGACGAGCUAGUGUCGAUGUCGGUGCGUGAGCUGAACCAACACCUGCGCGGCCUAACCAAGGAUGAGAUCGCACAACUAAAGCAGCGGCGGCGCACGCUAAAGAACCGCGGCUAUGCAGCCAGCUGCCGCGUCAAGCGCGUCACGCAGAAGGAAGAACUGGAGAAACAGAAAGCUGAGCUGCAGCAAGAGGUGGAGAAACUCGCUUCUGAGAACGCCAGCAUGAAGGUAGAGCUAGAUGUGCUGCGCUCCAAGUAUGAGGCACUGCAAAGCUUCGCCAGGACUGUGGCACGCAGCCCCAUACCAGGUGCCAGAGGCGCAAUCACGCCAAUCAUCGUACCAGGCAAGGUGGCUGCCACAAGUGUCAUCACCAUCGUCAAGUCCAAAACGGAGGCACGCUCAUAAUGCACAAUGCCUUUGGUCAGUGAAUCAUUAUCAAGCACAGAUCUGCAACACCUGCUUUAAACAAUACAGCAGUUAAACGUGGUCUGCCUAAGCAGUGUGCUUUGUUAGCACGGCAUGUCUGGUGAGUUUUGGUUGUUAAACUCCAUUAUGGCCUUUCUGGUUUUGCAUAACUGUGGUUUUUUUUUUUUUUGUUUGUUUUUUGAGUGUCCGAUGUUUCCCAGAUUUAGCACAACCUUCUAUGCACCAUAGUAGGGAUUACUUAGUCCAUAGAAAAAAAAAAAUACAAAAAGCAGAACAUUCAAACUACGUCUACUGUCAAAGCCUUCACAUAUCUAAAAGCAAGAUAUAUCUUACUAAAUGCAUUCUUUGUUUUAAUUUUAGUGACUUUUUUUUUUUUUUACUGAAUGUCCCUGGUAAAACCUGAUUUUUUGCAUUUAGCUGAUUCAGGUGUGAAAGGGCAAGCAAACUUGGCACUGGCUAAACUCAUGUCCAGGGAAACAAUGCAGUCCAACACAGUUACCACUGAAUUUGGUUUGCAACAUAUUUGCGACAUUGCACUGAGAGUUUUGUUUACUGAUAUUUUAGCAAUCUGCUGAUACAAUAGAGGUAGUAUUAGAUGAACAAUAUUUUCUUUUUUCCAGAUUCCUGUGCUUGAUAUUAUCCACUGACCACCUUUCAGAAGGGCAUCAUGGUUUUGCAACUGAUGAUGAAAUCUAUUAAUGACAGUGUAUAAGUGUCAGCAUUACAAAAAAACAACAACAACAAAAAAUUCUUAUUACUUUAAAAAUAAGCCUAUUAUGAGGGUGAAUAGUUUUUAGACAUUGUAGCUGCUGAGCCAAACCUUGAUUUGAUUUUGAGUGAAAUUUAACUUGUUUUGGUACUGAAGUGUUUUUAAUUAAUUUAUAGUACAAAUUGCGCUUCCAUUUACAUUCUUUAAAAAAAGAAAAUGACUAAAAUUUACCUACUCCAAAUUAUAUACCAGAUAUACUGGGUGGCUUGGAAAAAGAAAAGAAAGUUAGCUUUGCAUAUAUAUUUUUUUCUGGUAGCAGUUUGAUACUCGGUCAGUGCAAUAGGAUGAAAACUAUGAACUCUCAUUUUUGGCAUGUUUGGGGGAAAUAUCCAAUUUAUACAAGCCGUCCGGUUAUUUUAGACCUAGCUGAUGAGAUUAGACAUGAUUGGUAUCCAAAUUUGGCUCCUUUAUUUUCGGUUCUGGUGCUACAUUGCUAACAGUAAAUACUAACUAAUGGUAGUCUAUGACCACCCAUUUGCAUCAUGCAAACUCCAUGCUGAAAUUAUUACACACUUGUCAGACACAGUGAAAAAACCACGAAUGUAAUUGGUUAAAAAUUGGCUACAAUAUUUAAGAGGUACUGCAAGAUGUUAGGGGUUUUAAUGAAAUCCACAAAGUUCAAAACCAACAGGCUGCUAAUACAGUUUACUACACGCCGUUCCUUUUAAGAAAGUUUCUAUAUUAUAUAAAUACAAUGCUAUAAGAUUGUCUCAAAAAAAGCCUUAAAUUGCAUACUGAACGUGGUUGGAGGCCAGAUUUUGCCAUGCUGUUUGUAUGAUGGCGAGAUUUACAAAACAAAUUAGAGAUCAGAGGUUUCUAUGACUUGUGAGCCUCAUGUAAUUCUUAUGUUAGCUCAAGCGCAAAAGCAGAAAAUGUGGACAUGUUCUGGGCUGAUAAACAAUGCUUAAGGGGCAGAGCAUUUGUGUCAACUAGAAUUUUCCCCCAAACAAUUCCUUUAUAGAUAAAAGUUUGGUGAUCCAUUCCAUGCCAUGCCAUGCCAACAUGUCAAAAAAACAAACAAACAAAAAAAAAAACGACAACUGUUGAACAACUGUUAGUUUUUUGUGCCCUGUUUUGUUUAAUUCCAUUUGUGGAAUGAUGUUUACAAGUUAUAUUCUGAUGAAUAUGACAAGGAGAGGCAAUAAACUACUGUAUUUAUGCAUGGAAAAGGAGAAAUCCGGGAACUGUCUCCGAGGGUGAUGUUCACCUUUUAUAGACACAAGUUCUAUCAUGUUUGUUAUGAGGGAGCCUGUCCAUAGAACAUAGCAAACUCCUUCCUUGUUUGAUUAUGUUUUUUGUGGUUUUUAAAAAUGGUUUGGUGUAGAAGUUUAUUGGCAAACGUGAAGUAUCGAGUGGUUUAGUUUUGUUCGACAUUCUUAGAGCUUAAUACUGUGGAUGGACUGGUCAUAGCUGCCUCAACGCAAUCCACACACAAGCUUUAUCGUUUUCUUAUUAUUCGCAAGUGUUCUUUGAUGUCUUUGUCCAGCUAAAGGUUUUAGCUCUAUCUUUGUUAUUUUCUGGUAGAAAAAAAAAUGUUUUGUUAUUUAUAACAGAGGUGUUCAACUCAUGUCCUCGAAAGGCUAGAGGUCAGCUCAGUCUGGACAUUUUCCUGCACUAAUACACUGGUAAAAGGAGUUUUCUCAUCAGGUGUCUUUGAGCAGAAAAAUUACAACUGACCUGAAUGCUGACCUUUGGACCAUUUGAGUUGGGCACCCCUUAUUUAUAGGGAAAAAAAAUGUCUGGGGAAAAAUACAACUCUUGAACUUGUUUGAUAUUGACUUUGCAAUUGUACCAAAAGUGGCUUAUUAUUGAAGUCUGAUAGCUUUUUUAGUGACUAGGCGCGUGGCGUGCUGUGAAAGUGAUCAGGUGGCAGUGUCGUCCACUCUAUCGGUGUCAUUCUGUACUAUUUACAUGAAUAUAUUUAGAAGAAUUUGUAGAAGAAAAGCAAUGUAUAGAACACAGACAACCAUUCAUUUUGGUCCCUUCCAUUUAAACAAUGCAGAUAUGGUUUCUUUUUAACACUGUCUCAGCUGAAUUCUUCCGUCUCUGUGGUCUAUCCCAAAUAACGGACUUCCAUAAUGCAAGAUGUUGCUGAAGGUGCUAUCCAGGACAAACAUUAAGCAAGAUAUUUCAUAACUUGGGCAAGGCAUUUUCCAAACACAUAUUUAGGUAUUAUAUUAGAUAAAAUUCUGCUUUUGCUGCUUUUGUGAAAGUAUUCAGGCAGCAACGAUCAAUUCUAUCUAUUGUGCCGUCCUUUUGCCUGAUUGGCUACUCGUUGUGGUGCCCACAUCCACAUUAUCUCAUAUAGUGUGACACACUAUUAUGAUGAUCUUUGUUAAGUCAAUGUGUGUAUGUCAUAUUUUGUUUGCACUGUCUAAUAUUAACAAAUUUACCAAUGAAUAUUGCAGUGUAGACAGUGUAAAUCCUAAUCUGAAGUCGAACAAUAAUUACUACAAAAGUAUUGUUAGGUUUAUUGAUGUGUAAAAUAAUAUCAACCAAACAUUUAUCUUUCUUAAUUCCAUUAUGUUGCACAUGAGUUAUGUCAGAUGUGAUCUAUGAGCAUAUGCAGCACAGUGCUUUUAUAUGAGCAGCAUAUAAAAUGAUUGUGUUAAAUUGGCUUCCUUAAUGAAUAAUUUAAAAAAAAAUGCACAUUUGAGGCAGGUAUAUUUGCUCAGGAAAAAAAAAAUCAUCUUCCAACUGGGGAUGAAAGGAUGGCAUCGUGGUGCAGAGUUUAGUGUUGCUGCAUCACAGCUCUAGGGUUCAGGGUUUAGUUUUGAAAUUAGGUUAAUGUGUAGAAGUUCUCCACAAGCCCACAUGGGUUUCUACCAGGUUCUUUCUCAGGGGUGGACAAAUCAUUAGUUAGCCCACCAGGCGAAUAAAAACUCCAAUGUGCAACAAAGAUACCUGUAGAAGGUAGCUGUCUGACAUUUCUACCCUUACAUUGUGUGGAAUGUCUAUUUUCUCUUUUAAUAUGUGUCCCUGCAAAUUGAUUUUAGAUAUAGGUUAAAUAUGCCUUAUAUACCAGCCUGAUGCAAGACUGAUUUUCUUUUUCAAUAUGUCUGUGUUUUUCAUUGGUACAAUGACAGAGCAAAAAUGGUUCCACUAUUAACCAAAUCCUAGGCUGAGCAACAAGUUGUUUUGUGUGUGGCUUUUUUUAAUUAGGUCAUAUGAUUAUUUUAUAUGGUUGUCUAAGAAUUUGUCCACUUUGCCAACUAGAAAAAUAACAACUGUAAAAAUUGCUUUUCUAUGCGCCUGGGUUACUGAUUUGUCCACCUCUGUUUCCAGUUUCCAGUAGGCGGACUGGCUGAACAAAACUGCUUGUAGCUGUGUGAACAUGUGUAGGCAUCCAGGGUGUAUUCCCGCCUAAUGGACUUUUCAACGACUUUUGGAUUCACUGUGACCCUGACCAGAAUUAAGCUAAAUGAACUGGCACUAAAAGUAAAAAAAUCUGUCUAAAGAACAUCUUAUUGUGCAAGAUGAUUAUUUCGAUAGAUAUGCAAAGCCUAAUAGAAUGUCCUGGUUCAUUGUAGAACAAGGUAGCUGGCCAAGAAGCUAAAAUGUCUUGCACUAUAGGAUUCCUGGUAGGCUGGCUUGAAGGCUAACCUGUAAAACUGUCCACCCGUGUAAUUUCACACUUAUUGCACUGAAUAAUAGGGAUAUGACCAGUAUCACGGUUUACAGUGCGCAAAUGAAAUGCCAGCCGUGCUGUGCUUUAAGCAACAAAACACGCUAUUGGAAAAGAAAAGAAAAGAAAAAUCCAUGCUUUCUUAAUAAGGUGAAAAGCAAUUACUCUGAACAAGAUUAGAUCAUUCUCACAACGAUGCCAACAAAAUACUGUGGAUAAACAUAGUACUGUCAACGUUCAGUUUUGAAAAUACACCACAAUACAUGGCUGCCAGGUUAUCAUGCCGUGAAUUUUUUCACAUCAUUCCACUCUAAUCCUAAAUUAGUCAAUUUAUUAAUUUAGAUUCCCAUUCUUACGAAGAAAAAAGAAAACAAACAUUGCAGGCUCUCAGGGGUUUCUUGUGUGUUUACUGUGCAUAAGCCUCCUCUGUGGUGUUAAAUGGAGUUAUUGGACAAAUGCCCCAUAUUUUCCUUUUGUGGGCAUAAAUGAUUGAUUGGAGCUAUUUCACGUAGCCCGAUGCCCAUGAUGGUUAUCACAAAAGAGCGAUAGUAAGAUGGAUAGGAGGAGGGGUGAUGUCACACUGAGCUGAGUAUUGAAAUAUAAAAAGACUGUUGAUUGUCAUGCAUCGAGUAACAGUAUCAGGAAUAUAGCUAAGUCACUAAGUUAGUAAGGAAAUUGUCAUGUCUAACAGUUCUGUUGGGGGCCUUGUCAUUUUCUACAUAGAUCACACUAUGCAUCCAGGAGAGCCUUUAAUCCCUGCCAUUGUCUUACCAGAGAUUCAAAGAUCCACUCACUAUAUCAGCACUUACGUGACAAAAUCUGUUAGCUGUAGGCUAACAAGGGUUUGUUCAUCAUGUUCUGUGUUUGUUGAGCAGGUUCAAACACCAGGUUCAUAUAUGGCUCUGAAUAGUUUGUUGUCUUGAAACUGUUAAUUCAGAAAAAAAUACAAAAUAAAUAAAAAAAAUAAAUAAAAAGCUAUGAAAUGUGAGGUGGUAAUCGGUGAAUAGAAUGUGCUGUUUUGGAUAUCUAUGAGUACUUUGUACGAAAUACAGUAACAAAAAUGGGUGAACUGUAACUUUAUUAAUUAAAUUAUUGUACUUUUUUGCAAUCUGUACAUACAAAAGUGAUGAUGUAUUAAUAUAUAUAUUCAUAUAUAAGAACUGUGGAUUUUAACCAUGCAGAUAGUCUUUCUUGGGUUUGACUAAGUUAUUGAUGUACUGUUGUAUAUAUUGUACGUUUGGUGAUAUACAGCUUCCUUUAUUUUAUAUAUGAUCAAU